AGUGCAAGUUAAGAGUUCAGACAUACAAGUUGGAGACCUCAUCAUAGUGGAAAAGAAUCAACGAAUCCCAUCUGACAUGGUGUUUCUCAGAACAUCGGAAAAAACUGGUUCGUGUUUUAUUCGAACUGACCAGCUCGAUGGAGAAACAGACUGGAAACUAAAGGUUGCUGUCAGCUGUACACAAAGGUUGCCAGCUUUGGGGGAUCUUUUUUCAAUCAAUGCUUACGUUUAUGCUCAGAAGCCACAGCUGGAUAUUCACAGUUUUGAGGGUACCUUCACACGGGAAGACAGUGAUCCAGCAGUUCAUGAAAGCCUUAGCAUAGAAAAUACGUUAUGGGCAAGCACUGUUGUGGCUUCAGGAACUGUAAUUGGUGUUGUCAUUUACACAGGGAAGGAGACUCGAAGUGUAAUGAACACAUCCAAUCCAAAAAACAAGGUUGGCUUGCUGGAUCUGGAACUGAAUCAACUGACCAAAGCCCUAUUUUUGGCUUUAGUUGCACUAUCAAUUGUUAUGGUAACCUUGCAAGGAUUUGUAGGCCCCUGGUAUCGCAACCUUUUCCGGUUCCUCCUCCUGUUUUCCUAUAUCAUCCCUAUCAGUUUACGUGUGAACUUGGACAUGGGUAAGGCAGCCUAUGGGUGGAUGAUUAUGAAAGAUGACAAUAUUCCUGGAACAGUUGUUCGAACUAGCACCAUACCAGAAGAGUUGGGACGAUUAGUUUAUUUACUAACGGAUAAAACAGGAACACUUACACAGAAUGAGAUGAUAUUUAAGCGCCUCCACCUAGGUACUGUGUCCUAUGGAACAGACACAAUGGAUGAAAUUCAGAGUCAUAUUAUAAACUCUUAUUCACAGAUGCACUCUCAGAACAGUGGAAACAGCACGAGUUCAACACCAUCUAGGAGACUUCAGUCUUCUGCGCCUAAAGUCCGCAAGAGUGUCAGUAGUCGAAUACAUGAAGCUGUGAAGGCUAUUGCAUUGUGCCACAAUGUGACCCCAGUGUACGAAUCUCGUGCGGGUGUGUCUGGAGAAACAGAAUAUGCAGAAGUGGAUCAAGAUUUCAGCGAUGAAAAUAGAACUUACCAGGCUUCCAGCCCUGAUGAGGUAGCUCUGGUACAAUGGACAGAGAGUGUUGGUCUUACGCUGGUUAACAGAGAUUUGACCUCAAUGCAACUGAAGACCCCUGGUGGACACAUUCUGACAUACUAUAUUCUGCAAAUUUUCCCCUUCACUUCUGAGAGCAAGCGCAUGGGGAUCAUAGUUAGGGAUGAAUCUUCGGGAGAAAUUACAUUUUACAUGAAAGGUGCAGAUGUUGCAAUGUCCACUAUUGUACAGUACAAUGAUUGGUUAGAAGAAGAGUGUGGUAAUAUGGCACGAGAAGGACUGCGUACUCUGGUUGUUGCCAAAAAAUCACUGACUGAAGAACAGUAUCAAGAUUUUGAGAGUCGAUACAACCAAGCAAAGUUAAGUAUACAUGACAGAACCCUGAAGGUUGCUGCUGUUGUGGAGAGUUUGGAGCGAGAAAUGGAGUUGCUGUGUCUCACUGGAGUAGAAGAUCAACUGCAAGCAGAUGUUAGACCAACUCUAGAGAUGUUAAGAAAUGCUGGAAUAAAGAUAUGGAUGUUAACAGGAGAUAAACUGGAGACAGCAACUUGCAUUGCGAAAAGUUCUCACUUAGUAUCUAGGACUCAAGAUAUUCAUAUUUUCAGACCUGUUACCACUCGAGGAGAGGCUCACUUAGAACUAAAUGCCUUUAGAAGGAAGCAUGAUUGUGCCUUGGUAAUAUCUGGGGACUCACUUGAGGUUUGUCUGAAGUACUAUGAACAUGAAUUUGUUGAGUUGGCCUGUCAGUGCCCUGCUGUAGUGUGCUGCCGCUGUUCUCCCACCCAAAAAGCCCAUAUCGUGAAACUGCUACAACACCACACUGGAAAGCGCACGUGUGCAAUAGGUGAUGGAGGAAACGAUGUCAGCAUGAUCCAAGCAGCCGACUGUGGAAUUGGAAUUGAAGGCAAGGAGGGAAAACAAGCAUCCCUAGCAGCUGACUUUUCUAUCACACAAUUCAAACACAUAGGUAGGCUGCUGAUGGUACAUGGUCGAAACAGUUACAAAAGAUCGGCAGCACUUGGUCAAUUUGUCAUGCACCGAGGCCUUAUUAUUUCAACUAUGCAGGCUGUAUUUUCAUCAGUCUUCUAUUUUGCAUCUGUUCCCUUAUACCAAGGAUUCCUAAUGGUAGGGUAUGCAACUAUAUAUACUAUGUUUCCAGUCUUCUCUCUAGUAUUGGAUCAGGAUGUGAAACCAGAAAUGGCAUUGCUAUAUCCAGAACUUUAUAAGGAUCUCACAAAGGGAAGAUCUUUGUCGUUUAAGACCUUCCUCAUCUGGGUUUUAAUCAGUAUUUACCAAGGUGGUAUUCUGAUGUAUGGAGCCCUGCUGCUUUUUGAAUCCGAGUUUGUACACGUUGUUGCCAUUUCCUUCACUGCCCUAAUCUUGACGGAGCUCUUGAUGGUUGCGCUGACCAUACGAACAUGGCACUGGUUAAUGGUGGUGGCUGAAUUCCUCAGUCUUGGCUGCUAUGUGGCCUCUCUUGCAUUUCUAAAUGAAUACUUUGGUAUAGGCAGAGUGUCUUUUGGAGCUUUCUUAGAUGUUGCCUUUAUCACAACUGUGACCUUCCUGUGGAAAGUGUCAGCAAUCACUGUUGUAAGCUGUCUUCCACUUUACAUUCUCAAGUACUUGAAACGCAAAUUUUCUCCUCCGAGUUACUCCAAGCUUACCUCGUAAAAGUGAACAUAUUCCUAUGGUAUUUCACACAUGCCAGUCUGCAUAUUGCACAUUCACUGUGCUUUUGUGUCUAUAGAUUUGUGAUGGACUAACAAAAUAAAAGUCAAAAGUAAUAGAGUGAGUGGAGCACAAAAAGAGGAAGCAGCUGACAGAUACUAUAACAGAGAAGUACACUAACAAGACUACCAGAAAUAAACUAAAUUUUCUUCAUGUUGGAUUUUUUUUGUUGUUGUUUUUUACUUUCAAUCACUAUGAUUAUAAAAUAAAACUGAAUUUUCUUUGAGUUGUCAAUGCUUCUGAAUGAUUUCAUUGCUACUGUAAAGGAAUUUUCCCUAUUGCACUAAUCUGCAAGUUGAAUUGAAAGCUUCUUUAAUUAUUACAUGACUUCCUAAUGGAUUCAAGUCCUUUCCUUUAAUGUUUAUGUAUAGAAAAGUUCAUUCCUCCAUACUUACUGUAACAAACCUAGUGGUGUAAAUGCCAUUGUCUGUAUUAGCUGCUAAAUAUUAUUCAUCAUCAGACAUUGAUUAAUAUGCACUAUUUGAAUUAUGUACAGAUGUCUGCAUAGCACAGUAUUACUUUAGGAGAUGUUUGUCCUUUUCUGUACUCUCCAUUUCUGGCACCAGUAAAUAUAACAGAUCUGUGAUGUUGACAGCAGUUCUUUAAAUGCACAUUAAAGCCCGGUUGCACAAAAUCUGUUCAAAAAAUUAAAUGAUAAAUUCUGUACAUAAUUCCAUUGCACCUGUUGAUUUGUACAGAAUAUCAAAGGCGUGGCUGCUCAGUAAAUACGUUUAAAAAUUCUUACUCAUUUUGUAUUUGUAAAACUGCAAAUAGUGUCAAAGUACAUUUCUAUAUAUCAGAAGUCCGGUAAAUCUUGUAUUAGCUAAUAUGUUUAAAUUGCCUUUUAAUCUGUUUACUUAGGUUACUCAGGUAAAAGGAAAUGAGAUGAACACAUGAGCAUUAUGGUAGGAGAAUCCAUCAUCUUCUAAGUUGUAAAUGUUAUGUUUUUAUAACUCAGUUUGUCAGGUACAAACUUGCUUUAAAAAAAAAAACACAACAGUUUUUGCUUGUUGUAAACUGUCAGAGCUAGGUGUUUUCACUGAGUUAUAACACUUUACAGUAGUUGAAGGUUGUCCCAGGAAGUGAUAGUCUCUGAUCUGAUACAAUCCGAAGGGUCAAAAUCUUACGUACUGUACUGGGGUAUAGGAUAUAUUGCUUUAAUUUCCCAUUCUGAUAUGAAUUUGCUUUCUCAAGAAGUGCAUAUAACAAUUUUGGCAUAGCCUGUUAAUUGGUGGAAAGGAAAAGCGUAGUUAUCCAUGCUUUAAUUAUUAAAUAUUUAUGUAUGUGUUUUGAAACACUUCACAUGGAUGUCGUUUUUAUGUUUGACUGUAUACCUUUACAGCAUAAUUCCUUGUUCAGUCUCUUACAGCUUUGCCUUUAUGCCAUUGUUAUAUUGGAUGGCUGAUAUGUAAUGACAAAUGUAACUACUUCCUGGGAGAGCAGAGGGAACUGCUGCGGAGCUAUUUGGACUAAACUCCACUCCAUUAAUUUUC
Struthio camelus australis is the source of this 4323-nucleotide messenger RNA. Lineage: Eukaryota; Metazoa; Chordata; Aves; Struthioniformes; Struthionidae. The record is from RefSeq and is a predicted model, not a curated record.